CCUCCAAUGCCCUGAGGUGCGCCGCGGUGGCGCGGACGAGCCCUUCUCCUCCGCCGUGCCCGCACCGGCAUCGGGCCAGAUGCACGAGGGGGAAGGCGGUGCCGUUUCUGUCACCGCAUACCCCGACAGCGGGAACGAGUCGCCGUAUUCGGAUCCGUCAACCUCAUCCGCCGUGGAAGUGCCAGCACUGGCGCCGGCACCGGGCCGGACGCUCGAGGAGUACAGCGGUGCGGUUGCUGUCACCGUCUAUACCGAGAUGAUGUUCAACGGCAGCAGCGGGGACAAGCCCUCCUCCUCCUCUGCCCCGCUGCCUUCCUCGCCCGAGGAGGAGAGCAGCGGUGAUGUUUCUGCCACCGCCUACCCCGAGGUGGUGUUGAACGGCAGCAGCAGGAACAAGGCAUCUUCAGUUCUGGCACCUUCAUCUGCGCCGACACUUGGCCGGAUAAAGGAAGAGAACAAAGUUGCAGUUUCUGGCACGGCCCCCUACCCUGAGGAGGUACCCCAGGGCAGCGGGAAUAACUUGUUCUCGGAUACAGUACCUUCAUCCGCGGUUGCAGUGCCCACGUCUUCGGCUCCUCUCACAUCCCUGUUCGCGGUGCAAGUGAAUGGUGCGGUGGCAGUGAUGGUUGAAGAGAACAAUGAUGGUGCCUUCUCCGUCACUGCCUUCCCCGAGGCACGCCAUGGGCCGUCCUCCCUUGCCCAAGCAGCGCCGGCACCGGUCCGGAUGCUCGAGGAGGACAAUGGUGCGGUUCCCGUCACCGCCUACCCUGAGGCGGGCCACGUCACCGUGAAGAACUUGUCUUCGCCUCCAUCGUCUGCGGCGCGGAGUCGGACGCUAGAGGAUUAUGCAAAGGAGUGGGCGGUGAGGAAGGGGGUGACGGGUGCCCCCCCGCACCACUGCGUUCUGCCAUUUCUCACCGCUGCGCCUAAGGCGGUUGAAUGUCGUGUGUGCUAUAAGGUCAUCCAUCCCUUGGAUGAAAUUAAAUGUUCGGUUAGCCGAUGCGAACAGUCCUUCCAUCUGACCUGUGUGGUGGAAGAUACUGCAAAUUUCACCGCAGAAAGCUUCAAAUGCCCUCAACAUGGUUGCAUGGUUUGUAAGCAAAAGAUGUUUUUUUGGCGAUGUGGACGUUGUACAGUUGCAGCACAUACAAAGUGUGCGCCAUGGCCACUAAUUCAUCUAAAAGAUGACCAAGGAAGCGCAAUUUGCUGGAGGCACCCUUCAAAUUGGCUCCUUCAAAAUGAGAAUGCUGACCUGACAAACAACAUAGAGGAAGCCUUCUGCCGACUACCUCUUCCUUAUGUAAAUGAAGAAUUCAAUAUUGAUUCAACGAUUCGAAAUUUCUCAGCGAUUGUUUGUAAACCGCCCGCAUACACACAUAUCAAGCGCAAUGUAUAUUUAGUAAAAAAGAAACGCGCUGACUCAAGUGCCGAGACGGGGUGCAGAAAUUGCAGAGCAGAUUCUGUUUGCAGAGAUGAUUGCGAAUGCAGGGGUCUCUCUAUGAGUUGUUCUAAGAGUUGCCGCUGCUCCGACCUGUGUACCAACAAGCCAUUCCGCAAGGAUAAGAAAUUUAAAAUUGUGAAGUCAGAAGGCUGUGGAUGGGGUGCUGUUGCAUUGGAGCCGUUGGAGAAAGGUGAUUUUAUAAUCGAGUAUGUUGGUGAAGUCAUCAACGAUGCAACAUGUGAGCAGCGGCUUUGGGAGAUGAAGCGGCGCGGCGACAAGAAUUUCUACAUGUGUGAAAUCAGCAAAGAUUGUACAAUAGAUGCGACAUUUAAAGGAAACACUUCACGUUUCCUAAACCAUAGUUGUGAUCCCAACUGUAAACUAGAAAAAUGGCAAGUCGAUGGCGAGAUUAGAGUCGGUGUUUUUGCCUCUCGUUCCAUUCAAGUUGGAGAACCAUUAACUUAUGACUACAGGUUUGUGCAUUUCGGGGAGAAGGUCAAGUGCAACUGCGGAGCGAAGAGCUGCCAGGGAUACCUGGGCAUCCAGCUAAAAAACCCUUCACAGGACGCUCUCGUAGCGGCUGCGCUCGCAUCCCCUUCGAGCCUCAAACCAGAGACCCACUUGUUACCUUGGACCAACUGUAUAGAGGUUCCUUUCAACCUGAGGAGCAAGACCAAGAUCGACCGGAUAUGCUGGGGACGCAAGCGCCAGCGCACGUCCAUCAUAGACCCAUCUCCAUCUACACCGGUUACUGAAUCUGCAUCUGCUUCCGUUCCAAAGGGCUUCUCAGCUGAACUGGCGUGAGCCCGAUCUGUAUAAUAAUCAUGACGAUACAUUAUUAGUUCAUUUGAGACGAUUCUUUCGUGUUUACUGAUUGUUUUCGCCCCAGAAGAGUCGAGUUUUCGCUGGUGUUGUAAGCUGUAACAUUGUUCAUUUUAUCCCAUAUUCAGUUCUUAAAGUUGAA
This is a messenger RNA of Lolium rigidum, 2405 nucleotides long. Its product is annotated as histone-lysine N-methyltransferase ASHR3-like. The record is from RefSeq and is a predicted model, not a curated record. Gene Ontology annotation, molecular function: histone H3K36 methyltransferase activity; protein binding. Gene Ontology annotation, cellular component: chromatin; nucleus. NCBI's taxonomy places the organism in Eukaryota, Viridiplantae, Streptophyta, Magnoliopsida, Poales, Poaceae. Gene Ontology annotation, biological process: regulation of DNA-templated transcription. The coding region runs from base 80 to 2245 and encodes 721 amino acids. The transcript is spliced from 11 exons.